GCGUGGUUGUGUGUCAGUUUCGCUGGGACCCGCGGUCGAUGCCGGUGAGGAGGGGGAUGGGCGCCUCUGCGAGUGUAAGGACCCGAGACAGAAUCAGAGCCCUGUAUCACAUACAGCAGCAUAUACCCCAUUAAAAAUAGCGACUGUAUAUAUACAAUGCACUAAAAUACAUGGAUUUAUCCACCUGGGAUCUAUAAUAGACACUCAAUGGAUGCAGUGCACCUGAAAAGGACAGGGAAUUUAACUUUCCGCCUAUGCAUAGGAGACGCUGAGAAGUUUGUUUCUUACCCCUGGAGAGGGAGCUACUUUUAAGGGUAAAGGAUACAGGAGACUCCGAGGCUGAUCUGCAGGCCUACUGGUCUGGUUGGAUUUGAUGUUGGGAUACUCUAAGGACUUCCCACUCUAUAUGCAUUUGCCUCGUUUGUUCAAGUUUGGAAUGCCUCUUUAGGUCCCCCAUGACCGUGAGCCGUGGGCUACGGCUCAGCGGCGCCCCACCUCUGGAGUGGUUUGUUGCUGCAUUCGGGACCCUGUGAUUCCUCUCCACACCUCCCCCCACCCCCCUUCCCAUCCUGUCCCUCCCCUCCCCCUCCUCCCCCUCUUCCCCCCCUCCCACGCGUCGCUGUGCCGGACGUCAUGAGCAUAGUAAUCGCGCUGGGAGUCACCACACCUGAAACGUCUUACUCAGAUAUGGCUGCUGGAUCAGACCCUGAGUCAGUUGAAGCAAGCCCUGCUGUGAAUGAAAAAAACUACAACCACAGCUGUGGGAGUGCACAGAGUCAUGGGUAUCGGGGUCUACCAUAUGCUAUGCAACAGUCUUCCGUUGUGUGUUGUCAGGAUCACAACUAUGGCGCGCCCCCUCCCCCUACCCCACCCGCCUCCCCGCUCUCCCAAACCAUCAUUCCCCGUAUGGAUCUCAACGGCGUGGUACGGAGCUCCCGCUACCACGAAACCACCGAGGACAACUCAGCGGACAGCGACAGCUCCUCAGAGGAGGACGGGGCUGUGGCCAACUGGUGUCAUUGCAGCCUGACGCCCGACGGCCUGCUCAUCAAAUGUGACAACUGCAGUGGCAGGGGACUCGACAGGAGGAAAGGGGCAGACGGCCAGCAUAGAAAAACAGAGAAUGUCUCAGCUGGUGAGAGCAGUGCCACUGAGAGUGGUGACGAAGAGGUGUCGCCCUCCACUGUCUCUUACACCGCCACCCAGCAUACGCCCACCAGCAUCAAACUCACUGUCAACCGGGUCAAAAGGAGCAAAUCCAAAAAAAGGAAGAAGAGCACAGAGAAGGCGCAUGGAACGCCAAAGGGCAAGAAAGUCAAGGCUUUCAGAGAGGGCUCCAGGAAGUCCAUGAGGAUGAAGAACUCCACAACGGAGGCCAGUGUGCUGGAUGAGAACACAGCAGAGGGCUGGGAGAGCAGGAUCCGCCAGUGGACGGACCAGUAUGAGGAGGCUCUGAUCAACCAGUACAGCGCUGACGUCCAGACGCUGCUCGAGCUGCACCGCGCUGCCAGCAACACCGUCUCUAAGGUGGAGAGCGACAGCGCCACCCCCCCCUGCACUGCACAGAUCCAUGCCUCAGGCGACGCAAUGGACACCAUCAACCGCACCGAGCUGGCCUGCAACAACACCGUGCUGGGCUCACAGAUGCAGCUCCAGUUGGGGCGGGUAACUCGGGUGCAGAAACACAGGAAGAUCCUCCGCGCAGCCAAGCACCUGGAACCAGACACACUCAUCAUUGAGUAUCGGGGGAAAGUCAUGCUCAAACAGCAGUUUGAAGUCAACGGGCAAUUCUUCAGAAAACCAUACCCGUUUGUGCUCUUCUACUCAAAGUUUGAUGGUGCUGAGAUGUGCGUUGAUGCAAGGACCUUUGGGAAUGACGCCCGCUUCAUCAGGAGGUCCUGCACACCCAACGCUGAGGUCCGGCAUAUGAUUGCUGACGGCAUGAUCCAUCUGUGUAUCUACGCUGUCAGUCACAUCACAAAGGACGCUGAGGUCACCAUUGAAUUUGACUACGACUUUAACAGCUGUAAUUACAAAGUGGACUGUGCCUGCCAUAAGGGCAACCAGAACUGCCCGGUGCAGAAGCACAACAUGAGCCCUAGGGAGAGCUUGCUCAGCAGCCCUUCCCUGCCACCCCCCUCCCCUCUGGUUGGAGCUGAGACCCGACGGAGGAAAGCCCGGAGGAGAGCGACGGAGAGCUGCGUCUCUGGUGACAGCAACCAGAACCUUGACCAGCCCCAGGAGGCCAAAGACCUGCAGGUCACCAGCGACACAGAGGAGCGACUGCAGGCUGAGCUGAAGGCCGAGGAGGGAGAGGUGGAUGAAAAUUGGGUCGUCUCCAAUAAAAGAAUGUGUAGCAGUGUGGAGAGGAGGCGUAAGAGAGUGGGAGGAGCAGAGGUGAAGGAGGAGGGUGGGGAAAGUGAAGACGGGGCAGGAAACCCUGCUGGGAACACUCCUAUCCCCCCCACCACUGGAGUGGGGGUCAGCACACGGCGCACCUCCUAUGUCAUGGAAGUGCCACCUAUAGAGGAGAAGACCUCAUCUCCCACCCUGCCCGCUCCCCCCGCCCCACCUAAACCCGCACGACCCAACAAGCCUCGGCCCAAAAGUCGUAUCUCUCGCUACCGGUCCAGUUCCUCCCAGCGUGCCCGGCGGCAGCGCCAAGCUAACGCCCAGCUAGCAGCCGCUGCUGCUGCGGCCGCAGCCAUGGCAGCGAUGCCAUCGUCAGCUGAUCAAGGAGCCUCUCUGGACGAUGAGGCGUCUCAGGGCCCAUACGGUGCUGAACAUGGCCACGGAGAGAGCGGGCUCCAUCUUCUCGAUGGAGACAGUCUGAACUGCAUCAACAGAGGCAAUCUGCGCUACCCCAAGACCAAGAAGUACCUGGUGACUGAGUGGUUGAAUGAUAAGGUCCCCGGAGCAGAGAAGCUCCACCAAGAUGUGCCUGUAGAGCGCCCGCUCCGGAUUACCACUGACCCCACGGUGCUGGCCACCACCCUCAACAUGCUGCCCGGCCUCUCUCACUCGUCGCUCAUCUGCACCGCCCCAAGACACUACGUCCGCUUCGGCUCCCCCUUCAACCCCGAGAGGCGCCGACCCCGCCCGCUCCAAAUGGACGGCACUUAUGGCUGCUACAAGAAGAGGUGGAUAAAGCAGGUGGAGGAUGAGAGCUGUUCAGCCAGUGUGGAGGACGGUACUGAGUCCACCUCCUCCCAGCAAAGCACCAGUAGCAGAUCCACCCCCAACCCCCUGUCCGGCGAUGUCAAUGCACCGUUUAAGAAGCGCCGCUCCAAGUUCAUUGCAGAGAGGACACCAGCCCCCUCGGACCACCUGCUCCGCCCGCUGUCCCCCAUCACACCCCCGCUCCCAGAGGACUCCCUCCAUUCGCAGCUCCUCACCCCCUGUGGCUCCCUGCUCCCUAACGGCCUGGUCUUCUCCCCCAUGCCCUCCCUGCCCGCCAGCCGCUGCAACACACCGCUGCAGUUUGAAAACAUAUCCUCCCCUGAGGCCUCUCCUGUUCACCGGCCGGAGUCCAUCUCUCCUGAGACAGACUUUGACCUCUCUCGGCCUCAGUUCCCCGACCUGUCCCUCCACUCCAGCCUGGAGAGCCCUGUGGCUGGGACCUCCGAUGACUUUUCCCUUCCUGGAGGCCCUUCAGAUUCACAGGGCCAAUCAUCUGUAGGGGCCUCUUCCCUGAAUCCUGCAUCCUGUCCCUCAGACCUUACCUCACAACAAAACAGGGAGCAGGCUUUCAGGACAGAGUUCAACCUCAUAUACACCUGCUCGCCCCUCAACGCAAACCUGGGGAACCCUGUGGUCCCUGAGCGCCACCUCUCCCAGUCAGAGGGAGGCUUUUCCCCAGCAGAGUCCUUCCACAGCUCCAUAAGCGGCCAGGGGCUGCUGGGAGACGCAGGCCCCGGCUCCAUGUCCCCCUACGGCGAGCCUCAUUACGGGGGGGGCUACCCGGACAGUGGCACGCCUCCUCACACCAGCAACCCACCACAAAAGAAGAAGAGGGCCAACCAGCAUACCAUUAGUCUGCUGACAGGGAAGCCAGAUUACCAGGCUAUAGCUGUAAGAAGUGAAUACAAGCCAGUACAAAAUAUGGUGUCUCUGCUGGAGUACCGUAAGAGGAAGCAGGGCAGCGGCCGCGACUCGGAUCCCACCGGCAGCAGCUCGUCUCUGGGCGGGACUCCCACACGCCCCAGCCUCCAUUACAGCCAGGACUCCCAUCAUCAGCACAUGCAGCCCCCCCCAGCAUCCCCACACAGCUCCUUCUCAGCACACACCUCCUCCGCCCCACAGAUGGAGGAGCUCAGUUCUUCAGACCAGCAGGGCCCCCCCCGACACCGGGACAACAACAACCAGUGGAUGGUGCCCACUGAUGUUGAGCGUCUGAGGGAGGGUCAGGGCGUUCUGGAGCGAGUGCUGCGCAGCAUCAAGAUGGAGCGCGGCUACAAGAGGAGUGACGGCUCCUCAGAAAAGGAAUCUGAUGCAGAUCGAUAUGAGGUGGGGGGAGCGUCUCCUAUGAAGAGCCCCCACAGAAACAGCCCCUCUGUAUACUCUCAGCAGUCCUCAGAAAGCUUGCGUCAGACGGACAGCCCCUCCUUCCUCCAGCAGACCUCCAAUUUUCCAUUCCGGGGUUCUUACAGUCCGUCAUCAGGCCAGAACUUCUACUCCCGCCUCUCCUCCUCUCACCCUCCAGCGUCCCAGGACCACCCUCCCUCCUCCUUUCACACCCCCACCCCCACGUCCUCCUCAGACUGCAGGCUUCCAGCUCUGAACCAGCAGAGCGGCAGCAGCAGCGUGGACGGAGGCUACAGCAGCGCUCACUUAAAGGCGAGCCUUUUGAACAGCAGCGGCCCGGCGGAGACCCCCACCCCGGGCCCCAGGGCCCACGGGCAGACUAAGAUAGACUCGGGCGCCCAGUCCUCCAGGGGGGGGCAGGUGUCUCGCACCCUUAAGGCGGGCAGCCCAGGCCAGGCGGCGCUGCAGGCCAGCUCCAGGCUGCUGUCGGCCCCCGGACCCUCACACUACCCACAGCGGGGGACGAGCCUCGGUCAGUUCCAGCACUCCCCCCUUCAGGGGCCCGGAGUUAGGACACAGUCAGGAAGCUUUUAGGACCUUGUUCAAGUGUGUGUGUGUGUGUGUCUGUAUAUGUGUGAGUGUGUGUGGGUGAGUGUGUAUGAAGCUGCGUACCCCCCUGCCCCUGGAGCUACGGUGAGAUGGGGCUCUGGGAGUUUAGGGGGGGAAAUGUACAGACCUAAGAGGAGCAAGGACUUCUUUACGGAUUCCUCCUUUUAUUAUUUUCUGUCUUUUCUUUCUUUAUUUUCCGAAGAAAACAAACGACCACAUUCUGCACAAAGCUAGUCACUGACUUUGGACUUCACUAGGAAUCGGUGGGAAGCGGUUUAGAAAAAAACAGAAAUCACAUGUAACUUGAAAUUGUCCCCAGUGUUCCUCAUGUGCCGGACUGUGCAAACAGGCUCUCUAAUGUCGGGAAGUUAAAACCUCCACACAAAUGUCUGUACAUAAUAAGUUCUACAAAGUCGUACCUGUCGCCAUGGUACCCAGGGUUGAUAAGUGCUCAGAUGCAUAACUGAAAGCAAGAGUUGUUUAUUUUAAUUUUAUUUCUUUCCUUAUUUUUUGAUUUGGCGAGUGGCCGAGUCUGUGCUGCAGUAAAGAGGUUUGGUUUGGAAAGGGGGGGGGGGGGACAUGAUGCAAGCAGAGAGGACAUGUUAUUCAUCCGUUCUACAGAUGCAUUAGAGAUGGGGGAGGAAAAGACUCCCUGGAUAAGAUCAUUCCAUAUGAUUGUUCUCUCAGCCUUUUUUCUCAAGGUUCUCCGUUGGUUCCAAUGUUUUGUUUUGGUUCUCUUCUGUCCUCUCAUCCCCACGGGACUGUUGAGGACUGCCGUAGACCUCUGAAAUUGUACUUGAGACAUAACGGUCUUAUGAUUCAUGGUGCUGCAUUCUUGUUUUUUCCAAUAAAUUUGAAAUCCAGUUAUGUUCCCCACA
This is a messenger RNA of Eleginops maclovinus (Patagonian blennie), 6011 nucleotides long. RefSeq names its product SET domain containing 5 (gene setd5). Gene Ontology annotation, cellular component: Rpd3L-Expanded complex; Set3 complex. The coding region runs from base 634 to 5118 and encodes 1494 amino acids. Lineage: Eukaryota; Metazoa; Chordata; Actinopteri; Perciformes; Eleginopidae. The transcript is spliced from 25 exons. Gene Ontology annotation, biological process: regulation of DNA-templated transcription. The record is from RefSeq and is a predicted model, not a curated record.